This is a messenger RNA of Drosophila busckii, 1877 nucleotides long. RefSeq names its product bromodomain-containing factor 1 (gene tbrd-2). Gene Ontology annotation, biological process: chromatin remodeling; regulation of DNA-templated transcription. The record is from RefSeq and is a predicted model, not a curated record. The transcript has 2 exons. Bases 104 to 1810 code for a protein of 568 amino acids. Lineage: Eukaryota; Metazoa; Arthropoda; Insecta; Diptera; Drosophilidae. Gene Ontology annotation, cellular component: nucleus; chromatin.
CUCAAAAUCAAAUGCGAUUUGAACGUGUUGGGGGGCAGAACGCUGUGAUUAAGUGAGUGAUUGAGAAUUGAAAACUGCGAGAUUGCUGAAGCGGUGGGUGGCAAUGGCGUCCUCCAGGGCGCUCAUGAUCAGCCUUAAGCUACCGAAUCGCGUGCAGCCCGAGGUGCAUCCACUGCCCGGCAAGUUGGGUCGAUACACCAACAAGUUGCACUACAUGCGGACGCAUCUGCUGGACGAGCUGCCGCGCAAGGCGUUCGCGCUGGACUUUAUGCAGCCCGUGGACACGGAGGCGCUGCAGGUGCCCACCUACUAUACGAUCAUACAAUGCCCCAUGGAUGUGGGCACGGUGAUGAAGCGAGUGCAGAACAAUUACUACCAAGGGGUCGAGGGUUUGAUUGCGGAUUUCAAGCUGCUCUUCCACAAUUGCUACAAGUUCAAUGCGCCCGAGGAUAUGGUGCAUCGCAAUGGCAAGAAGCUGGAGCAGUUCUUCAACAAGAUACUCUGCAAGCUGCCCGAGGGCGAGGAGCUGCCCUGCCACAUAGAUCCCAAGGCGCUGCCCAGUCCGCAGGGCCAUGAGCGCGCCUCUGUCGUCGCGGAGCGUCAAUGCCGCAGCGAGCUGAAGAAGCUGCAGGCAUGCAACGAUCAUUUGGAGCCGGAAACGCGUGACUUCUUCAAAGAGACCUGGACAGGCGUGUCCAAGAAGCUGAACAAGCAUCAGUUCAAAACCGUGCCCGACUUUCAACUGCACAUCAGCUCCAGCUUCGAGUGCAGUCGCCUCGCACUGCGCCGCAUCUUCGAGAGCAGCUAUCAGCAGUCGUUCGCCAGCAUUUGCCCACAGCCGCAUGGCAAGCAAAUCAGCGAACUCAUCUGCGCUGUGCGGCGCGUUGAGAACGAAUCCUUGCCCUUCAUUGUGCCGCAGUGCAGCUGGGAGCAGAGUCUGCUGCGUGGUCUGGACGCCAGUGCGCAGCGCCUGCGCCAGCAGCUGCACCAACUCAAGCUGGACUAUAUGCAUAAGCAGGCGCUGGAGCGCCAGCAGCUGAGCCGCCAGGAGCAGCUGCGCUACCAAAGCCAGCAAAAGGAGCGUUCCAAUCGCCAACAGGAUGCAGCACGCGCUUGCUACACCGAGCAGGAUGAGUUCGUCAGCGACACUGAGCGUCGUGCGCUGCAGGAGCAGUUCCUCAUACUGCCUCUGAGCUCCAAGACUGAAAUCAUGCGCAUCAUUGCGCAGUCCGAGGACAUCAACGAGGAGAGCUGCGAGCUGCACUGGUUCGACAUCAAGAACUUCACCAAUCACACCUUGAACAUUAUGAAGCGCGUCAUGCGUCCGCAUACGAAGCUCAAUCUGCGCAACAUGAAGCCCGAGGAGAAGGAGGAUCUGCAGCGCAGCCUCGAGAUGCGUCUGAGCAGCAUCAACCAGGCGCUCAAUGGCAAUCGGCGCAAGUACACGCAUCAGCAGCUGCGACUGCGCACCAAAGCGCCGCCUCGCAAAAAAGCGCGAUAUGCAAUUGGCACUAAAGAUGACGCCAGGCUCAAGCAGAGCGACUGUCAGCGGUCCCAGCAGCAGCAGCAGCAGCAGCAGCAACACUUGGGCGGCAAGUCGCAGCCCAGCAGCAGCGACAGCAGCGAUAGCGACAGCAACAGCGACUCCAGCAGUGGCAGUGGCAGCAACAAAAGCAGCAAUAGUUGCAGCAGCAGCAGCAGCAGCGGCAGCGACAGCGACAGCUCCAGCUCCAGUUCUAGCUCGCCCAAUGAUGAAACCAGACAUUCAGCCGAAGAUUACGAGCUGAAUAUGCAGCAUGAAUAUAUGUAAGCUGCAGUUUAUAAACAAAUAAAAAGACACAAUAUAUAAAGCUAAAAUAAAUAAAUGCAACUGCAAU